Effrenium voratum is the source of this 234-nucleotide messenger RNA. NCBI's taxonomy places the organism in Eukaryota, Dinophyceae, Suessiales, Symbiodiniaceae. The record is from the annotation of a GenBank genome assembly.
AUGGCGUCCAAACAGGCGUCCUCACGGCUGCGCAAAGAGAUCAAGGCGAUCAGCGAGGAUCCGGCGCCCCACAUCCACGUCUCUGUGGAGGAGUCCAACAUCUUGGAGUGGCACUACGUCUUGGAGGGGCCAAAGGACGCGGACAUGCAUUACAAGGUUGAGUCGGAAACGUCUCUCGGACCGGACGGAUCCCAAGGUAUUGCCUUUGCGUCGGCCUUCAAGCUUGCAAAGUAA